AUUAGUGUACAUGAGUCGUGUGUGUGUAGUUGUGGUGUUUAGUUCAGCUGGUAUACACAUGUGCUGUUAAAGUUCUUGAUCAAUUAGGAUUAGCAGCUUCUAGUUUUAGGACACAAAAAUGGCGACUGAAGCCCGGCAUAGAACAAAAUUGAAUGCUCCUAAAGAAGCAAAAUCAAACUUAGAACAGACAGAAACAGAACAAAGACCGAAGUAUUGGGACCCCCUCACAGACGGAGUGAGAUGGAUAGAGAAGUACGCAGAACCUUUGGAGAAGUUCUUCGAAAGGAUACCAGAGUUCAUCAGCACGUUUAUUGCUACGUUAGCCAUCUUCACAUUCGGAGCAACGUUAAGAGGAGAAUGGGUGGUCAUUCUUGUGACAGCUCUGAAGCAGUUUGCGGGACACACGCAGAGCGACAGGAAUGUGACGUCAGAGGAAAUCUUCCAGCUGUUCACGUCUGAGAAGCUGAAGAUGGAGAACUUCGGCAUCAUAUUCAUUGCAGCACACGCUGUGUCACUCUCCGUGUAUUUCUUGAUAGGCGGAUUCUUACAUUGGUACUUCUACAUGAAGCAACGCGACCGCGCGCACGAGUGGAAGAUCCAGCCAACAAAAUGGCUGUCUCCAGAACUGGAGCGCCACGAGAUCAUGGUGGGGACCUUCUCUCUGCUCAUCGUGGGCUCCUUCUCAGCCUUCCUGGCUACGUACAUCUACAACGGGAACCCCUCGACUGUGUACUACCAGUUCGAUGAAUACGGCUGGUGGUGGUUCUUCCUGCAAUUCCCGGUUGUCUUUAUUUAUUCUGACUACACGACGUACAUUCUCCAUCGUCUAUACCACACCCCGUGGCUGUACAAACACUUCCACAAGCUCCACCACAAGUACAAGCAGCCGACCGCGUUCUCAGUGACAGCCAUCCAUCCCUUCGAAAUCAUGCACGUGCAGCUAACCAGCUGCUUGCCGCUCUUCUUGUUCCCAGUGCAUUGGUUCCCAUUCUACAUCAUCGCUCUCUACAACUACUACCACGGCAUCAUCGACCACUCGGGCAUCAACUUCAAGGCGCAGUGGUGGCAGCCGUGGCAGCCCGACGCGGACUUCCAUGACAAACACCAUGAGUUCUUCCACUGCAACUUCGGGUUCAACAUGACGCUUUGGGAUAAGCUCCAUGGAACCAUGAGGAAGAUGAACAGGGUUUACACAGAGGAUACGUACCACGGUGAAGCGCCAGCCAUCGACACCCCUGAAGGCAAAGCCCUGAUUGACAAAGACCCUGAACUAAAAGAAAGCAUUGGCUCAUAGAUAAUAAAGAUUAUUAAAUAUUAAAUUCAUUAAAUGUUAAAUGUGUUCAUAAAAUAUUGUAUAAACAGUUUUGCAGUAAAAUUGUGAUACUCAUAAAUUAAAAUAUCAACAUAAUUAUAACCAAAAUGGGAUAAUUCAAAAAAGUCAUAUUUUUUUACUAAAAACAUGGAUAAAAUUAUUUCUGAUAUUCUGUACAUAGCUUUAAGCAUUUUAAAUAUAGGCAAAUGUACCUA
This is a messenger RNA of Ostrinia nubilalis (European corn borer), 1527 nucleotides long. RefSeq lists its product as uncharacterized. Lineage: Eukaryota; Metazoa; Arthropoda; Insecta; Lepidoptera; Crambidae. The record is from RefSeq and is a predicted model, not a curated record. Gene Ontology annotation, molecular function: iron ion binding; C-5 sterol desaturase activity. The transcript has 7 exons. Gene Ontology annotation, cellular component: membrane. Bases 119 to 1294 code for a protein of 391 amino acids.